This is a messenger RNA of Vespa velutina, 2980 nucleotides long. RefSeq names its product 39S ribosomal protein L46, mitochondrial (gene mRpL46). The transcript has 4 exons. Gene Ontology annotation, cellular component: mitochondrial large ribosomal subunit. Gene Ontology annotation, molecular function: structural constituent of ribosome. Lineage: Eukaryota; Metazoa; Arthropoda; Insecta; Hymenoptera; Vespidae. Bases 2218 to 2922 code for a protein of 234 amino acids. The record is from RefSeq and is a predicted model, not a curated record.
UGUUAUAAUGUAAUGUAAUUUCAAUGAUUUGUAAAUCAGAUAUAAUUGAAAUUAUAUAUAUAAUUCGUGCAUUUAUGAAUCGAUCAUUGAUCUUCACUAAUCAAGAUAUUAUAUCACUUUGUUUUAUAUAUAUUUUCAUGAUGUAUAUAUACGAUACUUUAAAGAGUUAAUUUAUAGAAACAUGUAAUGUGUGAAAGAUUUGGAAUAGGAAGGCUAUAAGGUUUUACACUGAUAUACUUUUGUCUUUUUAAAGAAAAUUUCACUUGCAUUUAAAGAGUAUUAGAAUAUAUAGAAUAGUUUCUUCUUUUAAACUUUUUACAAUUUGGUUCUACCUGUGUAAUGUGAUUAUUGCCUGCAAGAUAAAAGUGGAAUAAUGUAUAUAGUUAUAAUAAUUAGGAGGUAAAUUCUUUUUAUUAAUUAUAUAGUUGUACACUAUCAUUUAAUACUUACUAUCAGAUUCUAUACUUUCUACUGGUAGUACAUCACUAAAAUUUUCAUCAACCAUAUCUAUAGAAUUCUUUGUGCUAUUCUCGCAUGCACUAUCGUCCUCGUAUGUGAUAGAGAUAUCACUAGAUUCCAAUGUACUUUCUAAUGUUGAUUCUAGUAUUGUUUCAUUUGCCUUUUUUUCCUUCGAAUUUAAUAUAAUUUGCAAUAAUACUGAUGGAUCAUCUAUCCCCAAGGUAUUACAAAAUUUUGUAGUUUGAUUAUUUAUUAUUAAUUUUGGUAUUUCAUUUUGGUCAUCCAUUAACUCUGGGUCAUAAGGUUUAACAGUUUGUAUAAAAUUUAUUGGUACUUUUAAAUCAUAAUUAAAUUUCUUUAAUACAUUCUCCUUUUCUUCUGUAGUUGGUGUGUACGUCCAUCUACCAUUGCCAUUUUGCCCAGGCAUGUAAUGAAUGCCAUUUUUAACACUAAGCAGGUGAUUUGUUAAAUAAAGAAUUGUUAACCAUUCUAAAUCAUAGCUGAGAGUUAAUGGUAAAUUUGGAUUAUCGUUUAUUUCUACAACUUGAAGAAAUUUCCUUUUUGGCAAACACUUAUCCAAUGCUAAAAAUUUGGUUACUCUUGUACCAUCUUUUUCAGGAAUAAGUGCUGCAAAUUUACAAUGUAAAUGUGCAGAAAACCAAUAUGAUGGAUAGUGGUAUUUCAAAAGUUCCAUGUUUGCUGGACUACCAAGUGUGUUGUUUUCAAUAUCAGCCCUACAAUAUAAUGCUUUAUAUACUGCAUGUUGUUUUUAGAUUUUUUAACCUAAAUUGAAGUACAAUGACAAAAGAUAAAUACUUAAAAUAUGGUUUGCCCUUUAAAAGCUUAUCCUCAUUUCCAUAUUUUGUCACUCCAUUUGGCCAAUCAUGAGAUAAAAAAAUAUCAAUUUUACCAGAUAUCUAUUAGUAAAAAUUUGAAAUUUCUUAUAAAUAAUAUGUUGCAUAUAGUUUACAAUUAUUAAUAAAUGUAAACAUGAAUACAUUUAUGUUUAUAAUUACCUGUUUUAAUCGAUAUACUUCUAUGUUUCUAAUGUGAUAAACGCUGCGAAUUGUGCUUUUUGUAUAUGGUGGUUUUUCGUGAUGUCCUUGCAUCCAAUCUUGACUCUUAUAAAUACCAGAAAUUCCAGCGAUCCUAAUCCCACCUAUUUGUAUAACGUUGGCAUAGCCAAGAUAAUAAAUAUUAGGAGCAACCCAUCCACCAUAUGGUAACUCUUGAAGAUAGUUUGAAGCUUCAUGAUUACCACCAAUAAAAAUAGUUAAUAAUGGAGCGACCUUUUCUCCUGAGUAAUAUCUAUGAGAUAUUUAUACUAAAUUAGUAUUCAAAAUAACUUUAACAAUAAUACUUUAUAUUAUUAAAAAAUUAUAAUUCCUUAUCAUUUAUACUUACUUGUAAAAAGUACACAUGUCUUUAUAUUUAUCAGGUACUGCCAUACAUUUUAAGUCACAUAAAUUCCUCGUUGAUUGAAAAUCACCACAGCAUACAAGUAAAUCUAUUUUUUUUCCAUUGACUCUUUCAAUCUCCUGUAUAGUGUCAUAUAUAAUUUCCAAUUCGCCAUGAGCACAUCCUUCAACUGCGAUUCUCAUAUUGUAAUUCGGAAUAUUUGAUUACAAAAAAAUUGAUUCCGCUUCUUUUUUAUAUUUACAGUAAACUAAACAAAAACUUUAUAUCCUUCACUUUUUAUUUUUUGGUUAUAAUAGUACAAUAUCCAUAAUCAAAUGUGGAACCAAAUCUGAAAUCAAAAUGUGGGAUCUGUUAAGUGCUGUAUGUCUUGAACGUCAUCCGAUUAUUACAAAACCCAUGAAUGAAAUGGAAACAAAUUAUUAUAAUUUAUUAAAAAGAAUAGAAUAUGAAAAUAGUAUGAAGUCAGACCAUGAGCUUAAACUUGAAAAGGAGAAACUUGAGCAAAAUCAACCAUUAGAAUCAAAUAUUGCAGAUACUGACAUUGUUUCGUUGCAAACAGCGCAAGAGUUUGAAGAUAAUUGCCAAGAAGAAUUAAAAAACUUUCAAUUUGCAUCUAGAAUUACAGAAUUUGAUAAAUCUAAUGAUAAAACUAGUCAUAUGUAUAAUUUAGACAGAACAUUAGUUUUCCUUGUAGAACAAAAUGUCAAUAAUACUGCUUCCUGGAUUCCUCCUCAAGGUCUUAGAAAAGAUGGAGAAACGAUGAGGCAAGCAGCAGAAAGAGUAUUGCAAGAAUUUUGUGGUACAGAAAUGACUGUUAAAUUUUAUGGAAAUGCACCAAUUGGUUUCCAUAAAUAUAAAUAUUUAGAGCAGGAUAAUAAAAAAAGCGAUAAGUGUGGAGCAAAGGUAUUUUACUUUUUAGCUCGAUACAUAAAUGGAUCUAUUGCAAACGAUUUAAAAUAUCAAUGGUUAGAUAAAGAAGAAUUAAGGAAAACUAUGCCUCCUACAUUUUAUCAAAAAAUAUCAAAUUUUUUAAUAUUUGAGUAACCAAUAUUAUAAAAUUAUUUACUCGCUUUUACUAUAAUAAAUAAAUUAUCUAUUGUAA